This is a messenger RNA of Geosmithia morbida, 582 nucleotides long. RefSeq lists its product as uncharacterized. The transcript has 2 exons. The record is from RefSeq and is a predicted model, not a curated record. Bases 1 to 582 code for a protein of 193 amino acids. Lineage: Eukaryota; Fungi; Ascomycota; Sordariomycetes; Hypocreales; Bionectriaceae.
AUGGCAGUCUUCAACCCAUCAACCUGCGCCCUGAACGGAGCCUACCUCCUGCUCUGCCACCCCUCGCAGUUCCUCGACGCAGUCUCGCCGCACAAUCCCUUGAUCACGAGCCCUACCAUCUCGGUCUCGGCGCCGGUCUACAACGGGACAUUGACCGGGACCGGGGGCAGCAGCAGCGGCGGCAUGCAUGACAGCAACAACCAUGUAUUGGCAUCAGCGACAGUAGGAGAAGGCGGAGGAGGAGGAGGAGGAGGAGGAGGAGACCUCAUUCAUAUCCGUAUCCUGACAGACAUGCUGGCCAUCUUCCACAUCGUCUUCGUCUUCAACCUCGUCGUCGUCCUGCGCCUGAGGAGCAGGGACCACCGUCUCUGGCGCGUCAUGUGCAUGGGCAUGCUGCUCUCCGACGCGCUCCACAUCGCCGCCAGCGUGCGCGAGUUCGGCGGUCUGGACGCCAGCCUGGCCCUCGGGGCCUGGAGGCUGGAGGACUGGCUCAACUUUGGCCUGCUGGGCUCCAUGGCCGUCAUGAGGGCUUGCGUAGUCUUGGGCGUCGGCUUGAGAGUGGGGGGUGACAAGCUGAAUUGA